Molecule: messenger RNA, 2606 nt
Organism: Ziziphus jujuba (common jujube)
Lineage: Eukaryota; Viridiplantae; Streptophyta; Magnoliopsida; Rosales; Rhamnaceae
Product: anaphase-promoting complex subunit 7-like
Exons: 11
Coding region: 1793-2131 (112 amino acids)
Source: RefSeq, a predicted model, not a curated record
AAAUCGGUCCUUACCAGAAAAAGGACAUAAUAAUCAUUGGAUAGUCAUUCCAUAAAAAAAAUUAAAAAAAAAUAAAAAUUAGAAAAUUAAAGGAGAGAGCCACGUGCCAAAUUAAAGAAGUAAAAGCAAAAUAAAAAGGAAAAAUGUAGACCCACUCCUGUCAUCUCCCUCCAUGGCCCUCCUCUUGUUCUUUGCUCCAUCAGCGAGCACACAACCAACACAACAAUCUCUCUCUAUCUCUCUCUCUCUGUCUGUAUGGAAAUCCCAUAGCCAGCUAACAAUAUGAAAUUCCUCUUCGCUUGCGAUGUAAUCGCCUCUUCUCCAUUCCUCUUUUCCCUUCUCUUUUCUUAAAUCAAACAAUAAACCACCCCCCUAUUGCCUCUCUCUCUCUCUCUCUCUCUCUCUCUCGCUAGAGCUGAAUUAGCUCCAUGACACUAACUGGGUCUCAUUUCCUUCAAACCCAACAAUUCUAAAUAUCAAUUCUCUCACCCACCCAUUUUUCUCCACCAAACACCAUUCUCUCUCUCUCUCUCUCUCUCUCUCUCUCUCUCUCUCUCUCUCUGUACAAACACUUUCCCACUGGUAUAACCUCCAACAAUGCUGAAUCUCAACCUCAUCGUCGCUUCCUCCGAUUCCAUCUCCGAUAAGCUUCUCCAUCUUUCCAAUUCCCAGAUGGAAAGCUCUGAAAGCUUCAACUCCUCGAACGUCACUGCCGAUGACGACUCCUACUCGAAAGCAGCCUGCGAUGCUGCCUUCGCUUACUCUUUCGAUAUUCUCAAGCCAAACGACAUCGUUGGAGAAGGUACAGUUGGUGCCAAAGUGCGGCAAGUUGGGGAAGAUGAAGACGAUGAGGGUGAGGAUGAUAGCUGUAAACAGAAGACCAUCCAACUUUUCCUAGUUAUGGGUACCGUACGGUCUUCCGCCCCCCCGGGGGGGGGGGGGGGGUGGCGGAGUCUUCGUCGAGAGGGCAGUGGUUGGGCUUGUGGCGCGGUUGGGAAGCCAAUUGCGAUGGUUCGGUGGACCAGAGGAUUGUGCCCCAUCAGCAGCAAACGGUGAAGACGUGUCGGCAAGGACCCAGGCCUUAACGUGUAAAAACAGAGUGAUGGAGAGAGCGCCAAAGAGAGGAUUUGGUUUUGCGCCAUAUAAUGAGACAUGAACACAGAUAAAACUUUUCUAUUUCAACAUAGCCGUUAAAAAGUGACCGUUGGCUUUGCCUACCUUUCCCUCUCUCCCGCCAUGGCUAUGGCUCAGCUCGAGGGCCAGAGCCAGCAGCAAACCUCCUUCGACCACGUCCACAAGACUAAGACCCUCAUCAAAGCCCUCAACCUUCCUCUCCCUCCCGACCUCUUCGACACCGCUUCUUCUAUCUAUUACAACGGAGAUGAUAACAAUGGUUUGAAUGAUAAUGGAAAUAUUUCUGAAGGAUAUUUAUCAACAGAACUUGAAGAUGCGUUGCUGAAGCAACGGCCAAACUGUAUGUGUGGUUUUGAAUUGACAAAAUCAAGGACGAUCGUCAUCAUAUCCACAUUCAGCAUUGUUAAAUGAACUUGAAGAGUUACCUUAAAGUAGAGGAGAGGAGAUGCGGACAAAGUUGUUGCUUGAGCUCUAUGGACUAAAGGACUUCUUUUUUGGCAGCUUGAAGAAUUGCAAAGGAAGGUACCGGUCUGAUGUCAGUUCAGAGUAUUGGUUGUGUGCGAACUGUACAUAUCCUGACAGGCAAUUGUUUGACCCAGGCAUGAUCCAAUUGCACCAUCCACUAAUGGUUUUGCAGAUGUUUUUGCUGUAGAGGUUGAUGAUCAAUUUAGAAAGAAAAGGGAUGCUGAGGCAUUGUCCUAAUGUCAUUGAGGCUAUUAUAGCUUUAGCAGAAUUAGGAGUUAACGCCAAAGAUAUCAUAUCAUUGUUUCUGCAGACUCCAAAUAGAAGUGAGAGGGCUCCAUAUGGUUAUUUUGACUCAAGUGGAUGGCUUCAAUGCUAUGUCGAGGCCCAGUGGUGUAUUGCUUUGAAUGAUUAUGAAGGUGGUUUACAACGUUUCCCUAAUAAUAUACACUUUUUGCUGAAGAUUGCAAAGGUCCUCUGUUUGUUUGUGAUCAGAGCAUCAGGAUUGAUGAGGGGCACAUACCAGCUUAUAUAAUGAAGGGUAACCUGUUUUUAGCAAUGAAGAGGGCGGAAGCAGCUGUGCUAACAACAUUUUUUUUUUUUUUCCUCUCUCUCUUUCUUUUUGCCCUCUUUUGUAUGUAUUUAUAAAUGUGUGUCUUGAGUAGUUGAAACUUGUAAAGAAGGUUACACUUAUUCAGCUGUGGCUCUCUCUCUCUCUCUGUCACUCAUAUUUAUUUUGUUUGUUUUUCUGAAUUUGUUGUUAUCUGGGUUUUUGGCUGGAAAGCAGACUUGGAUUGGUGGAAAGGAUGUUGUCAUAUUGUGAAGUCAUAUACGGAGAGAGAGAGAGAGAGAGAGAGAGAGAGAGAGAGAGAGUAAAUUGCAUUUGAGAAAGGUCUUCUUUGGAUGUGUUGUGUGAGACUGUGGCAGCAAGUUGGGGGGAUAUUUACACAAAAGAUGCUUUCUCAGCCUUCAUUUUGCUUCUCUUUUGAAAUUUGUACCCUUUCUGUUCU